Molecule: messenger RNA, 1372 nt
Organism: Corticium candelabrum
Lineage: Eukaryota; Metazoa; Porifera; Homoscleromorpha; Homosclerophorida; Plakinidae
Product: UDP-N-acetylglucosamine transporter-like
Exons: 7
Coding region: 75-1094 (339 amino acids)
Biological process (GO): pyrimidine nucleotide-sugar transmembrane transport
Cellular component (GO): Golgi membrane
Molecular function (GO): UDP-galactose transmembrane transporter activity
Source: RefSeq, a predicted model, not a curated record
CGUGAUUAUACGGGACCUAGAUAUGUAGUUCUAAAUUUUUUGAUGUAGUGGUUACGUAAACGUUACAAGAAGUAAUGAGCACACUAGUACCUGCCCUUCGAGUCGGUUCUGCGGUUAGCGUGUCCCUCAAAUACGUGAGUCUGUGUGUCCUAGUCAUUCAAACAACAACUCUUGUAUUGACAAUGCGCUACUCGAGGACUUCUGGAGUCGCUGACCGUCUCUAUCUUUCGUCAACAGCGGUGUUCCUAGCUGAGAUUUUGAAGAUGUUCAUCUGUCUGGUUGUUAUUCGUUUUCUCGAAGCAAGCAGUAUAUUAGGUCUUUGGAAACUAUUGAACGAAGAAGUAUUUACUAAGCCGAAAGAAUUAUUGAAACUAAGCAUACCUGCAAUCCUUUAUACAAUACAAAACAAUCUUCUCUUCAUUGCAUUGUCGUUGUUGGAUGCUGCCACGUAUCAGGUAACUUAUCAGUUGAAGAUUUUGACAACAGCUAUUUUUUCUGUUUUUCUACUGCAAAAGUCGUUAGUACGUGUACAGUGGGGGGCAUUAGUUUUGCUGAUGAUUGGAGUUGCACUGGUGCAGAUGCCAAGUUCAUCUGAUUCUCAAACUGCACACAGGCCGUUCUCUAUUAUUGGUUUGCUAGCUGUUUUGUGUGCAUGUUGCUCAAGUGGAUUUUCUGGUGUCUAUUUUGAGAAGAUCCUCAAAGGAUCAAAACAAUCAUUGUGGAUACGAAAUGUUCAACUAGCAUUUGGAGGUAUUUUGUUUGGUCUGGUGGGGGUAUUUACCAAUGAUUAUCAAGCUGUCAUGGAGCAUGGUUUCUUACAAGGCUAUAAUACUCUGACAUGGAUUACUAUAUGUUUGCAAGCAUGUGGUGGACUGGUGAUUGGUGUUGUGGUGAAGUAUGCAGACAAUAUUCUCAAGGGAUUUGCCACCUCGGUCUCUCUAGUUCUUUCUGCUGUUGUUUCAUUCUACGUACUGAAAGAUUUGCAUCCUUCACCGUAUUUCCUAGCCGGUGCAUCAUUAGUGAUAUUUGCCACCCUUCUCUACAGCCGUCCUCCGCCACAGAAAUUAAGAGCGCACGGUAACACUAUUUUGUGAUGGUAACACGCAAUGACAACCGCGUCAGGUGUGGUCGUUGAUGACACGUCUAUCUAUUGUGAUACUAGUACACGUAAUCAAUGCAUAAUUUCUGAGCUGGGUAAACAAUGGAGGCAGUUUGUCCUGAUUUAUCUUAAAUAUAGAGCUACUAGUAAAACUCUUAGCCUAGCGUCUUCGACCGUUUUAGUACACUAGCUAGUGAGCUCAUUUACUGUAAUUGAGACAUGUGGUAAUUGUCUCACUUAUUUAGCAUUGUAAUUACGUUAUUGCCCAUGUUA